Rhipicephalus microplus (southern cattle tick) is the source of this 693-nucleotide messenger RNA. Its product is annotated as decapping and exoribonuclease protein. The record is from RefSeq and is a predicted model, not a curated record. Gene Ontology annotation, biological process: nuclear-transcribed mRNA catabolic process; NAD-cap decapping. Lineage: Eukaryota; Metazoa; Arthropoda; Arachnida; Ixodida; Ixodidae. Gene Ontology annotation, molecular function: mRNA 5'-diphosphatase activity. Gene Ontology annotation, cellular component: nucleus; cytosol.
AUGAAUGACGGUGCUUUAGCAGUGGAGGACGCCGGCGAGAAGGUCGCCGUGUUAACUGUGAGCGACGAACUCUCGGAACACGAUGGACCGAUUCCCGAUUACGGUGAGGUCUCUGAGAUUGGUCAUUUCUCCGUCAAGGAUGACGAAUACGUCGACAGUGCAGUGCUCAGGCGAUACCUGCGAGUGCCAUUUCCUGAGAGUCGCAAGUGGAACUUGAACAAGGGAUACGGAAAUGCGUUGCCUAGAAUGUUUGAUUCGGGCAGUAGUUCUCACCUACUCCACUGGGUUCGUCUCCACAAAGACAAACUUGUGUCACCGCCAUCACCAGAUCUGGAGCGACCUUCGACUUCAUUGGAAGACCGAAGCUCACGCACGGUGUUCCUCUGCGGUCGGUUCGUGCUGAAAACUCUCAUGUGCACACCGUUCUUCGAAAAGCAAGCCUGGCUGCUGGGGGCGUGCCGAUACCGAGACUUCCUGUUCAUCUACCACUUGGAUGCGGAGCCCGAAGGGGCCGACUCCUCCGAAGGCAGGCCUGACUGGCGGCGUGAUCGCGUGCGUUAUUGGGGUGCGAAGUUUGCUCGCAUCAUGACUUCAACGGCUCGAACCGGCGACUUCGUGCCUCGCGCUCCUGUGACGCGGUUCCAUUUACAGAGUGGCAUGGCCAAGCAGACGACGCCCGAGCCUAGAAAAUGA